CAGCUUGAUCUCAGAAAACUAAAUUCUCCUGACAGAUGGUGGAAGACUUUUCAGGGUUAAAAGGAAAAUACACUGUUGAAAGUAUACUGUCUGUUUAUAACUGGAUUCUGCUGUUGCAUCAUGCUUCCCAUAUUUGCUAAGAAACUCUUUAAAAAGUUAUAAGCAUCUCUAAAAUUAUUCCUUUGAUCUUCAAGGAUCUAUUGUCAGUCCUCCCAGAGAUCCUCUCUGCACCCCUAAUUACAUAACCAAGAAAAUUCAGUUUAGUCUGUGGUCAUGAGUAAUCUCAAGCACAGUAUUCCACAGCCUCCAGUGAUCAUCAUCCCACCCUUUGGGUUUUUUUCAGUCUACCCAGAUGCCAUGCCUUCUUCUGGGGCUCGGCACAGAGCAUCAGGUGAACCACUGUUUUGUACUGUAGUUGGUACGUUCCAGCAAGUAGAGGCAUAUCUCAGAGCCAGAUUUGGUGGAUUGAAAUCAUGUGUAUUCAGGAAUCUUGAGGUUUGGGGGAAUUUACGAGUUUGGUAAAUAGAACAACAGGUUUUAAAGUUAUGCUUCCGGUAAAAAAAGAGUGAAUAUCCAUUAGUAAAUGUCCUUUUCAGGGCCGUUCUCUUAGGCAAUUGAAUAUAGUCCCUGAGGUGAUACUGUGACCUCAUUGGUCUCAGUUAUGCUUAAUCAUAAUAAUAAUUAUUUAGACAAACACUGUUGCAGGAUACAUAAACAUUAAUGUCUCUGAAAGUAAUAUUGCAUAACAUCCCAGAUGCUAAUCCUGGAAAGCUAGUCAGUUUCUUUCUAUAUUCAUCUAUGUUUGAGAAAAGCUAUAGGAAAUGUUUGUAGGCUGGAAAAAAAGAUCUUAGUGAUCUAAAGAGUUUAUGCUACUUUUGUGGACACUGCCUGAUCACAGUCUGCACGUACCUGAGCAGGUGUGACAGGUCCAUGGUUAAUAAAUCAAGACAGACAGCUCUCGACAUUGCUAAAUUUUGGGGAUACAAGCACAUAGCUAAUUUGUUGGCUGAUGUGAAGGGUGGGGAGAGACCUAAUUUUCUGUCAAAUGAAGUGAAAGAAUAUGAAAACUAUUUUGGCUUGACACUUCUGGACAGAAGGAGUGAUAAAAGAACAGAUUCCAAGUGGCUAAGGAAGAAACAAAGCCAUCCAACUACAGUAUACAUCGUCUUUUCAAAUCUAAGUCCUUUGGUUACUUUGGGUGGGGGGACAGAGAGCUCCCAACAGCCACAAGUAAAGCUUUGCAGGCUGUACCACAAGGAUGUGGAGCAAGGCAUUAACCAAACUGAAGAAGGCACCUUGAUUUUUCUUGGAGUUGAACUUCCAUUCCACAUGAACCUGCUGGCUGCUGGCAAUGGAAAAGUUCUGCAAGAAGAUGAAGAGGAUGGGUUAGUUGCUUGGUUUGCUCUUAGUGUAGAUUCAGCUUCUGCUGAGAAAUUUAAACAGAUGCAUGAGGACUGUUACUUUCUUCAGCCCCCAAUGCCAGCACUACUGCAGCUACCUGAAAAAGAAGCUGGAGUAGUAGCCCAGGCUAGGUCUGUUCUAGCAUGGCACAACCGCUACCGAUUCUGCCCAACGUGUGGGAGUGCAACCAAGAUUGAAGAAGGGGGUUACAAGAGAACUUGCUUAAAAGAGGAUUGUCCCAGUCUCCAAGGGGUUCACAACACAUCAUAUCCAAGAGUUGAUCCUGUUGUGAUAAUGCAAGUCAUUCAUCCAGAUGGGAACCACUGCCUUUUAGGUAGGCAGAAGAGGUUUCCCCCAGGAAUGUUUACCUGUCUUGCUGGAUUUGUAGAACCUGGCGAAACAAUAGAAGAUGCUGUUCGAAGAGAAGUAGAAGAGGAGGCUGGAGUCAAAGUUGGCCAUGUUCAGUAUGUCUCUUCUCAGCCAUGGCCAAUGCCCUCCUCCCUAAUGAUUGGCUGCUUAGCUGUUGCAGUGUCUACAGAAAUUAAAGUUGACAAGAAUGAAAUAGAGGAUGCCCGCUGGUUCACUAGAGAACAGGUCGUGGAUGUUCUUAUUAAAGGAAAUCAGCGUUCGUUCUUUGUACCACCAAGUCGAGCUAUUGCACACCAGUUGAUAAAACAUUGGAUCGGAAUGAAUGCUAAUCUUUAAUUCAAAUUGAUUUCUUUAAGACAAAUUACUUAUUCUAGUGAAUGCUAAAUUAGGAAUAAGUUAGAAAGAAUUGUUUAUCUAGUAAAUAUGCAACCACGUGAAUUUUUGAGCCUUUCCUUUGGUUCCUGAGCUAAACUAUGCAAACCUUUGUAGGUUUAUUCAGGUCUGAGUUAGAACUGAACAACCAGCCAGUGAUUAACCCAAGCAAGCAAGCAACAGCUAGGUAAAAUUGGAACCUUGUGUGCACAGGCUGCUUUUAAAUUUUAGAUCAAACUAUUAUGCCUUUUGCUGUUAUGCUCUUAUAUGUUUGAUUUGGUCUUUCCUGUCCCCCAGUAUAAGGAGUCACAGCAUUAUUGGAAGGCCUGACCUCACCUGCUGUUUGAACUCUGUAUUUCACAGAGUCACAGGUUGGAAGGGACCUCAGGGAUCCCCGUAUUUACAUCCUCCUAUUUUGUCUUAAUUGUUCCUUUCUCAUUUUUUCCUAUUGCUGUUCUUUAAAUUCUGCUUGGCUCAAAAAUCAAAAUUCAGUGCUGAAAGUUGUAUCAACAAUGGUUAUUUUUAAGCUAAUAGCAUACAUAAAUGGUGAAUAUGUAGUCCUUUUUAUCUUUUACAUUCUUAGCCCUCUGAGCAGAGUAUUUACCCCUCCACACUGAUUUGGCCUGCACUUACCCAAUUGUACGUCAGCCUGAAUUUAAGGGUAUAACACAAUACUUUGUUUACGAAAAGGGUAUUGGAGAACCAUCCUAAAAAGCCUAAAUAUUAGAUAUUUUUGUGAGACAAUAAUGUACUUACUGACCCUAGGCAGUCAUUUAUUCCAUUCUCUGAUAAUUAGGAAUGGAACUGUAGAGUAACGGAGGAGAAAAGUAGAUAAAUUAAACAAGGCAUAAUAUCUCCAAAAUACAUAGAGUUUUUUUAUGGAAAUGGAGACACUAAGAUUGUUACUCUCUUAGGAAUAUUAAAGUUGAAAGAAAUAUAUUAACCCAGCUGGGAGACUGGGAAAGCGAUAUAUGAAUUAAAAUAUUUACUUAUGUAUAUUUAAUUCUACAGUUCAGAUUUGUGCCUUAAUUUAUUGUGUUAUUGAAAAGAAUUUUAUCUUAAUACUCUUUCAAAAUGUAAGGUUAUAAAAGUAUACUGGUUUCACUAUUAAUGUCGUUACGUAAUGGUUCAGUAGUCUGUGAUUAUGCAAAGGACCAGAAGGAAAUACAAUGAUAGUCAUAAAUAUUAACUUACUGUCAUAUGGUGAUUUGUUUAUUCAGAGUAAUUUGAAUAUUUUUUAAAUCAAUUAAUUAUGUCAGAUUUGUUUCAAACUUCUCUGUAAACUGGAAUCAGUAAAAUGUUUUACAAAUCCUA
Messenger RNA from Phalacrocorax carbo (great cormorant), 3456 nucleotides. The record is from RefSeq and is a predicted model, not a curated record. NCBI's taxonomy places the organism in Eukaryota, Metazoa, Chordata, Aves, Suliformes, Phalacrocoracidae.